CUUUUUGGCGGAUAACGCUGGUGCAUUAUCGCCACCUGCUGGACUGUAUGAUCAUCAACUGGGCACAGACCGCGGCAGUCGCGGGAGUUUGAAAUGUGAUGGUUUAAUGGAGCCUAUGGAGAUUUCUUUUGUCAUUAGCAGUCCCCUUGAUAGAGGCACAAGCAAUACUCUGAAGCUGCUCAGCUCUAUGAAAAAGGACAGUAUUAUGACAAAGCAGCCUCUCUCUACAUUCGCUGCAAAAACUGGACAAAGGUGGAAGAGCUGCUUCCAAACAUCUCUUCUCCCGAGAUUCACUUGCAGUAUGCAAAGGCCAAGGAGGCGGAUGGCAACUGUGCGCACAGAUACAAGGAUGCGGCACGAGCCUACGAGAGCGCGAAGGACUGGGACACCUGAACAGACCAGAAGAAGCUGUUCGCAUCGCCAGAGAGAUGCAGAGCAUCGAUGGAGCAAAGAUGGUUGCCAGGUGUCGUCGGGUACGGAGGGCCACCCGGGCUGCGUUAUUACGCACCAAGGACCGUAAUAAACGCAUUGCUGACCGUCAUCGGUCCUCCACCCCCGCCUGUGCUGUUGGACAAAAGGUUCUUUCUGCGGUCUAACGACUAUGGCUCAGCCAUCCACUUCCUGGUUUUAUCCCAUUGCAACGACGAAGCCUUCCAGCUGGCGCAGCACCACGAACAGAUGGAGGUCUACGCAGACAUCAUCGGCUCUGAGGCGACACAGGAGAACUAUCAGUGUAUCGCUCUCUACUUUGAGGGAGAAAAGAAACACCUGCAGGCUGAAGUUCUUUCAAAAGUGUGGACAGUACAGCAGAGCGCUGAAGCGCUUCUUGUUGUACACUAACACCGAAGAAAACAUGGCAAUUGAGACGGGGCAGCGAGGGGUGGCAUCCCGAGUUGCAUCUUCCAAGAGGAAGAUCCCACUAAAGCUACAAGUCAACCUACCGGAAAUAUGCCCCCAGGGAUUCCCGAGAGGGGGGGUGGAAGAGAAUCCCACCGGAUGGAUCAAAAAAUAUGACACUUGGCAAUGGUAAUAUGACAACGACCGCGGAAUGCAUAUGCGUCAAGAUAUGCAAGAACCGACAUGGCCUGCGGAUCCACCAGGCCAAAAUGAAGUGUGAGGAGAAGGGGUUGGCAUCACAGUGCGCAGGAAGCACACCUGGUGAGACGAAGGAGGAACCAGGCCGGAGUCACCCCACAGUGCCCGGAGCCUCCAGGUGAUGCAGGCCCCUGAAGCUCACAACUCAUCAGAACAUCGUCGGGUGCAGUGUGUCAUGGUUCUGGGUCAGUUCGACCCAGCUUUUUGGAGUUGUUAUGUUUUGGUUUUGAAUGAUAGGUUUUUCCUGUAUACUGGUGGUGGUGAUGAUUAUGAUGGUGAUAGAUUAUUGUUUGAGUUCCAUGUUUCUGUUUAUUUGUGUUUAGGAUUUGUGUUCUCAUGUUUUGUGUGGGUUUAGUUUCAUGUGUCAUUUUCUGUCUGUCUCUCAGUGUCGAGUCUGCGUCUUUGUGUUGUGUUCUUGUUUCCUGUUUUAUUGUGAAGGUCUGCGUCUCAUGUGAGUGUGUUCAGUUUUACCUCUGUCUGUCUUGUUGAUUACGCCCAGCUGGGUUCCCCAGCUGUGUGUAAUCUCCCUGUGUUUCUCUGUGUAUUUAAGUCGCGUCUUCUGUCUUUGUAGUUGCUGGUCCGUCUGUGUAUCCACCCUGCUUCAUCUGUGUGUUCUCCCUGCUGUUAUCUUCAUGUACCAUCGUCUCCCUUCCUUCAUGUUCAGGUUCGUGUUCUUGUUCGGGCUCAGUAGUUUAGUUAUCCCAGUAUAGUUUAGUUCUCCGUUUACCAUUUUGUCCAUCUAUACUUUUGUGUUUAAUAAAC
This is a messenger RNA of Oreochromis aureus, 1857 nucleotides long. Its product is annotated as WD repeat-containing protein 19-like. Bases 442 to 840 code for a protein of 132 amino acids. Gene Ontology annotation, cellular component: intraciliary transport particle A; cilium. Lineage: Eukaryota; Metazoa; Chordata; Actinopteri; Cichliformes; Cichlidae. The transcript has 9 exons. Gene Ontology annotation, biological process: intraciliary retrograde transport; cilium assembly. The record is from RefSeq and is a predicted model, not a curated record.